AUGCGUGAUAGUCAGGAUGCCUCGUAUCACCAUUCUUCUGGGAGACAUGCCUCCAGUGUUCACCACCAACGAGAGAGCGAUCGUUAUUACGACCCCGCCCAGACCCGGCCGAGUGGCCAGAUUGGUUCGCCAGGAAGUGCAAGAAGACGGUCACUACUCUUGAAUUCUCCCCAAGCCGCAAUCUCUCAAUCGCCGAGCGGCAGCCGUCCGCUGCGGAUCCAGCCCGAAGGAUCGUCGUAUCAUCAUCGAAGCUAUUCCCGACAUGAUGAGAAUCGUGAUGCCGAGCUUACUUCCGCUUUUGGCCGUUUCGGAUUAACCGAACAAGACGAAGUUUACAACCACCAGGGCCAUCCCUUCAACUCCGGGGAAGUGGACGAGUGUGACAAAUAUAACCCAUUAGUCUUACAUCACGCCAGACGACAAUCCAUCAUUCAACCUCAUGCUUUGUCCAGCUGGAACAACGGCCACACGUCACCAAGAAUGCCAGACGAUCACAGACAUGACCAAGGCGCUCAUCAUCUCAGCGAGCCUCCUCAGCGCAAACAGGGCCUCCGCUACCACCAGGGCUCGUGGCAGAUGACAGGUAAAUCUGGCGCGGUUAUUCCAAAGGGUACCACCAGCCCAGCAUCUACCACCACGUCAAAAACAUCGGCACAUGCGAUCAUUUCACCAAGUUCAUCUCGUUCCUCAAGCUCGAGCACAGUUAUUUCACCUCUAUCACCGAGAUUUUCAAGGGAUGGCAGAGGUUUCCAUGAGAGUCAGUAUGGUGAAGCGCACGAGAGCCAGCAGGGCAGUUCGACCAACGGCCGAAAGUCGUUCCCUGCAGAGUCCUCCUCAACCCAUCCAGAUUCGGCGUCCCGAAGAAGAUCGUGCACUGUGGCCUCAACCCCGACGCUGCUCAACAGCAUCUUCCAACGGGUCCGAAGCCCACAGGAUUGUCUACCUCUCGGGAUGCGCUCGCCAUUAUCGCUAACGGAUGACGACCUCAAGACCUUUGGGAUGUCGGACUCUCAGCUGGUCAAGCAUCAAACCAAGCAGGAUUGGGACCAUCGUCGAGCCGAUCGACCGACAUCCAUGGCCUCCAUCCCGCUCAGCCAUCCGUCCACAUCCAGUCUGGGCACGGGCGACAGUGCGCCGAAUGGCUACCGCGACGGGCGCCGGGGAAGCCAUGGUACGGAGGAGGGCUACCAAGGCCGGGAGAAUUUCCGCGGACGGUUUAUCCGUCAGGUGACGUUCAGCUUGGACGAGAGUCACAAGAGUGGUCGCCAAGCGAUCCUCGUCCUCCGCCAGCUCACCAACGGACUCACCUCGACCGUCCAGAAGCCCGCUACUUCACCCGUCCAUCCCUCCCGUGCUUCCCCUCCGAACAUCCCUAUCCCAAGAAUCUCUCAUCGUUUCCCCGAACAUUCUAUCCCUACAACCGUCAUCGUCAAUGGCCGCCCUCAAACCGUUCUCAUCCAGAAAAUCAUCCCUAGCGUCGUCAUCGAUUGGUCUGACGGUGUUCGUGAUCAAUUCGAUCCCACCGGUAUGAGCUUACAGGAAAUCCUCGAUCGCUGCCACUUCCAUUCUUCGACUUGA
Molecule: messenger RNA, 1578 nt
Organism: Puccinia triticina
Lineage: Eukaryota; Fungi; Basidiomycota; Pucciniomycetes; Pucciniales; Pucciniaceae
Exons: 3
Coding region: 1-1578 (525 amino acids)
Source: RefSeq, a predicted model, not a curated record